Opisthorchis viverrini is the source of this 1524-nucleotide messenger RNA. RefSeq lists its product as hypothetical. NCBI's taxonomy places the organism in Eukaryota, Metazoa, Platyhelminthes, Trematoda, Opisthorchiida, Opisthorchiidae. The transcript has 6 exons. The record is from RefSeq and is a predicted model, not a curated record. Bases 1 to 1524 code for a protein of 507 amino acids.
AUGAGGUUCGGCAUUAUCAAUGUAGUUUUGUCUGUUUUGGCGUUAUGUGCAUUCUGGAUCUAUCACGGUACAAACCAUUGGGAUGAAAAAACAGUGACACAUCACACGUACGGUUUCGUCUACCACGCUCAGGAAACAGACGGGGAAUUUCGACUACAUUCUAACGAUCUGACAAAAUGGAUAGCUGAAAUGAACGACGAGAGACUCAAGAACAGUUCAGUUCGGCUAAGUCUACUGACAAUUUUUGCAGCUUUGUGUAACCUUACUAAGUAUGAUUCACCUAACCCCGCCCUCGAACUAUGUUGUGGUCAUACUCAAAGAUACCUGAACAAACUCGACCUGAUUUGGUGUCUACAGAAUAUGGGUCACAUCGGGACCGUUCCUACAGUUCGAGAAGUCUGGAAUAGCACGAGAUCGCUUCCUGUUUAUCCGCCCACGUACAAUAAUUCGAUGGUAUACAGGAAAGAUGUCCAGCUAUCUGACGGCGUGACUGGUUGUCAGGUGGAUCUUCUGAGACGAGAGAACAUGUAUCAACUUUUUCUCAAAUGGAUCCAAAUGGCCGAAAAACACAAAAUAGUUUGGUGGCUAACUUACGGGUCAUUGUUAGGGUCAGUACGUUGCAGUCAAAAUGUCCAUCUCGGAAAACAACCCAGUGACCAUAAAGGAAACUACUCACAGGUUGCUGAAAACUCUUCGACGACCCACGACCGGUUUCGCCCUUCUUGGGGCUCACCAGGAAGGCGCAGUUUCCAAACUGUUUUCGAGAAAUACACUCAUCUGUGCCUACCCUAUGAGUCCCAAGAAGGGAGAAACCUGUCGUGGGCUGUCGAAGAGUUUUCAGCAACCUUACACAAGGACUUCAUUCCCUAUGAUCAUGAUACGGAUGUCGCUGUGCUCGGGUCUUACGAGACGAUCGUUCGAGAGCUGUCUGUCACAUGGAAAGAUGCUACUUAUGAACAGGUAUUUUCUGUGGAUACGUCUGGCGAAGCGCAGUCCCCAAGUUUCCGUCAACCUUAUGUUCUACUUGAAACCAAAUUGCGCGAAAUUAGCGAAAUGCACUCAUUUGCAAACAAGUUUGGUUUCGCGAGAGACUCACCUGGAACCCGGCCAUUUCUUAUUUCCCGACACUGCCGUAUUGGUCACGGGAUGUCUUUGAACUGUCGUGGAUUACCGGGUCAUUUCCACGAGGAUCCAUGUGUGUUUUGCGCCCCAAUCGCUCGCAUCAUCUCCGGUCCCCACAUGUACUUUGAUGUAUUCUUGGUUCACGCAAAAGUGGUUGUCGAUGAAAGCAACGCAAACGAAACCCACGUCGGACUGCUGGAUGAAUCUGUAGACUCUGAGCGGAAGAAACGCCUAUCUUAUUCAUUGAAUGAUGUUUUCCCAUUGUCCAUCUGUACUUAUAUGGGUCUCAACGUACCUUGUCCCAGAAAUCCCGACAGUGUCUUAGCACAUGUCUACGGCAAAGACUAUAUGAAACCUCAAAAACUUUGCGAUCAAAGAUCUGGUAUUUGGCACUCUGUUUAG